Messenger RNA from Acanthaster planci (crown-of-thorns starfish), 2997 nucleotides. RefSeq lists its product as uncharacterized. The record is from RefSeq and is a predicted model, not a curated record. Lineage: Eukaryota; Metazoa; Echinodermata; Asteroidea; Valvatida; Acanthasteridae.
AAUUUCAGUUUUGUUGCUUAUAGUUUCCCCCUCUUUUUAUAGGACAGACUUUGUUUUGUUUUCAUGUACAUGUACAUGACUACGUGGAAGUCUCAUUUCAGGAUAGACUUACUGGAUGAGGAGGUGAGGCCCCAUUGACUCCCUUUAUGCAUCGAGUUUCCUAGCUUACCGUAGAAUUUAUUUAGAUUCAAGUCCCAGGCUUUUUUCCAGACGCUCCUAAGUACGGGGAAUCCCCUCAACCUUCCCUGCGCGAUCACAACGAUGAGAUAGACAUCAGAACAAAAGGGCGCCCACGCACGGCACGUGCUAUUUACGGAUUACACGGAGCGAGGGAUUUUCCCACUUGAGUCCCGCUCGAGCGUGAAGUGAAAACGGCAUAUAAAAUCUUGCUCGUAUACGCAGUACUUAGUACGGUCGACAGAAGUCGCACUAGUUGUGCGCACACGUAUAUGUACGUACGAGUACUGUGAUGUAUAGUAAUGGAUGACCUGUGGCAGUGGGAAAUCCUAUAAUAGCCAAUGAGAGACCCGAUCUAAAACUUCAUGAGGAAAUCAAUGGUCAGUCGAUCUCAGUAGAAUUGCCACACUUAGUGUUGAACUGACAACAUCAACGCGGAUGUAAUCAUAUUGCACCUCAGUAUUCAAAUUGUUGUUUUCUGAACACGGUUUUCCCGUCAAGUUCUCAACAAUUCUCCAGGGGUUUCACUUUACUCACUUCACCAUGGAUGCAGACUUGGCAAUUGAUUUGUUCUGCAUCUCCGUCACCGUAAACUUAUGCACGGCGUUGUUCUUCGCUUGGCGGGGAUUGGCCGACUGGCUGAUCAGAAGGUUCUCUGAAGAGCCGGACGGAACGUGGCGACGGUUACUGUUUGUUCUACAAGACGAGAAACCGUGGUUUCUUGCCAGAUUUUUGUUGAUCCUCGUUCAGUCAACAGUCCUUUGUUGGGCGGGUGUUGCUCUUCUACUUCAAGGUGAAGUUCUACAGAAACCGUUCCUCGGGCUUGCAGCUUCUGGCCGGGUUUGCUUCGCCAUUAACAUAGGCUGUUACAUGUAUGUCCUGGUCCAGGAUGCGCUGCUACAGCGCCACCUAUCCAACUACUACAUCACCUUCAUGCAUCAUUUGGUAGCGGCCGUCGUCUAUCUCGUCUUCUUGGAGUUCAGACAGAAUGCACUGGGAGGCACGGUGGGGUUAUUUUUUGCCGGAGCCGCGCCGUUUUUCGAGACCUCUCACCUGUUGAAGGAGCUACACGUGGAGACGCACCGGCCGGCACACGGCACCAGCUCCAUCUUCAGUGGACUGUCUGCCCUGGUUUUCAGAGUCCUGCUUCCCGCUGGGUUCGUGGCCUAUUCGUACGUCGUGGCCUCGCCAUUCACCAUGGACAUCCUGGUCAUGUCUUGCUACUUCCUGAGCUUAGUCUUCUUCGGGAUGCUGAAUGUCUGGUUCGUGUACUCGGCUGUGGACUCGCUCCGCGCUCACUACCGCGCCAAGUCGGCCUGGACGUACAUGCGCCCCCUCCAGUCGGGCGAACCGCACGGGCUGGUCGUCAGGCAAGUCCAGGCCAAACGUCCUGCGACCUUGGCCUUCACCACCAAGCGCAACGACCUGAACUUCCUCCCGCCUUGCUCCAACAUCAACCUAGCAUCGAACUCUCCAACGACCAGGAAUGUCACAAACGCUAAAGAUUAUCACAAGAUCGACAUAGCGGCAUUCUUCAACACUUUCGGCGCAUCGCCUCAAAGCCUUGAGUGUCAGUCACCGUCACCGCAAGAUAGCACAGCACCAGGAGCCUCGACUCCCGGGCCGAACGAAGCACCAGUCAGCCAAGAACAGAACCAUUCACUACCAAGCCCAAUAACCUGUGAAACAGAACCCGCAUUACCCUCGGACAUUGAGGCCCACUAGUGAACGCAUGUGAUGAUUUACAGGGAGCAUCCCUGUCAACAGGGCCGGCGAAACAUAUCAGGCCUUCAGAGGCAUCCACUUAUGAAUUGGGCAAACAGUUAAUUCUGGAUAUAAAACGAGCAUUUUGAGUCCUCUGUUUCCAAUGUUAUUAGUCGAUACUAAACGCCCCACUCCGUGGUCAUACCCGACUCCCUCCUCGCAGCCAGUGCAUAUGUAUAAUACUCCUCAAACUGAGUUAAUUCUGACUAUAAUGGACACCGUGAAUAUUUUGGGCGUUAAUUCUCUUGCCUCUUUAGUGCAGAAUUCGCACCAGUCCACUUGUAUUUUAUUUUUAAAUAAGAUACUGGACGCUUUAGAGCAUGGAUAGGGUGUAUCACGGACGGAUGCUCCAUACCAAAUAUUGACUGUGACAUCACCCAUUUGUGUUUGCUUCCGGUUUCACGCCCUGUGUACCGGGAAAAAGGGCUCAAAUAAAAUAAUAAAGUGGACACAUAAAAUAAUGUCCCAUUAAUUGCCUUACUCAUACAUGAAACAAGCAUACCUACAAUGCCCAAAGGUUGUAAACAUUGGCAUGAAACAGUAAAUUCCAGUGUAAGCGAGCUGAUUUUUAAGUAUAGCAUUCACAAAAAUAUCUGUGUUUUAUUUAUAAUUUAUAACUUUUAAAGUUCUUUUUGUCGAUCGUUUAUAACAGAGAUUUCCCAAACUUGUAUAAACGGGUAGUCAGUUAACUCCAUGCUUUCCUUAGAAAUCAAAGUUAAUUUGUUUCUAAAAUAUAACAUCCCUGGUCUAGUAAUGAGUGGAGGAAUUAAUUACACAAUUAACAGUGAAAAGACAUCGUUCAGUAAUCACAUGUUGCGACUCACUUACUUUUGCAUCAAACCCAUUUGGAAAUUUAUUGUUCUUUAUGCCUGUUGAAUGUUGACGGUCCUGAGAAAACGAUGUUCCCAUCCUAAUUACUGACAAUCUACAGUUGUCUUUCUGGAUGACAGAAUAUCUGGCAUUAUUCUAACUUUUAGUGCUUAUCUUGUUGCAAUUUAAUAGAGCUGCAGAGGCAGAAGAUGUUGCUAAACAACUUUAUGCCCGGAGCAAAGAAAA